AGUUCCUGGUUGGAAAGCCGCUCUAUUUUACAGUCUAUGGUUCAGCUUUAGUGUGAUUGUAUGGUAAAGAAGUAUGGAACAAAAUAACUCGGAGUCUAAAUCAGUCCUUUGCACAUUGCUGGAUAAAAAUGAUCAGUCAAAGUAUGUGUUUUUUACGCAAAAGCUACCAGCAGGAGUCAUAAACAUUGGAUUUACCAAUGGUGAAGAUGUUUGGAAAACACAUCUUUCAGAGGAGAUUCUCUCUCAGCUUUUUAAGAAAUUUUCAUUAAAGUCCACAGAGGAUUACACCUUCAAAAUCAAAUGUGCAUGCAAGACUGGCAGAGCGUUUGUGAAGCUGCUGGAGGACAGUGCUGUGCUGCAUUUAGGAGCUGAAGCCACAGAUCUCAGCCUGUCUCUAGCAAAACUCACAGACUCUGAGGGAAGGAUGGAAGUCAAGGACCUGCUCUUUAAAAUGGCAGAUAGCUUGCAACAACUAGAUAGUCAAGGUGCUUCCUCUUCAUUUAGUCCAGGCAAAGGUUAUCAGAAGAGGAGUGCUGAAUUUGAACCUAAAAAGCAGCAUAAGGGUCCAGUAGUAGCAGUUAAAAAACGUCUUCCUGGAGAUUCUCUCAUCAACCCAGGAACAAAAAGGAAGAAACCUGCAACAGGUGUGGCGUUUGAUGAUGAAUGAUGUCAAUGUAGCGUCCAGAUUUUAAUAAGUAUCAAUUAUUAGUUUUUAUCAAACCCAAUUUUUUUUUAUUUUCAACUUGCAAAGCAUGAAAACAGCCG
Messenger RNA from Danio rerio (zebrafish), 765 nucleotides. RefSeq names its product PAXX non-homologous end joining factor (gene paxx). NCBI's taxonomy places the organism in Eukaryota, Metazoa, Chordata, Actinopteri, Cypriniformes, Danionidae. The record is from RefSeq and is marked provisional. Gene Ontology annotation, biological process: double-strand break repair via nonhomologous end joining.